Molecule: messenger RNA, 4341 nt
Organism: Echinococcus granulosus
Lineage: Eukaryota; Metazoa; Platyhelminthes; Cestoda; Cyclophyllidea; Taeniidae
Exons: 24
Coding region: 1-4341 (1446 amino acids)
Cellular component (GO): membrane; cytosol
Source: RefSeq, a predicted model, not a curated record
AUGCUUUCGGUGAAUGUGUUCGUGACUUUUACAUUCUUCUCCAACAUCCUGCAGUCCACACAAGGGUGGCCAUUUCCUCGUUCCGAAACGUACACUAACAAGAUUUGUAGGUGUAUUGAUUCCCUUGCUCAGGCUGUGAAGUUUUAUGGAAACAAAUACAGAAGCCUCAUCAUAGACAGUCUACUGGGACUGGCUAUUUUACGUGACUCAAUUGGCUACAUUUGUCGCACUGAAUUAUUGCCACCUUACAUCAUUAAGCGUGUAUGUAAAUUGUCAGCGUUGAUAAAUAAUUCCUUCGACGCUAUGAGUGACUACAUACUGUCGCAUAAACUCGGCUUCCUUUCCAUGCUUGAAUGGAAGGCGAAUACAUAUAUGGGAAAUACAAUGUAUGUAUCAGAGAGCCCUACAAGUACUCUGAGAUUGUCCAUAGCUCUACUUAAGUUAUAUCCUCGACGCAAAACGAAAAUUGUCUGGCUGAAUUGGCCAAUGGGACGAAAGCUGGCUGUCUGUCCUCUGCUUUCAGUUGUCUACUGUGGACUUGGGGGCUACUUCCAGCUGGCGCAUCCGACCCUGAUGGAGGAGAUAAUCUCCUGGCAGGAUUCUUCAGGAUGCUUUAAAGCUGUGCGUGCGAAAGAAAACGGGCAGGAGAGUGAAGGAAAUCCUGAAAUGGACAGACCACUGAAAGAUGGAUGCCUACCUCAUCUGCCUUCAAUGGCAGCAAACGCUUUGGCAAUGCACCUAUACCGCUUUGCAACAGAAGUCGUAUUCGUUCCCGACUUUUAUUCCAUUCUCCUGAUGGAGACUAUCCUCCUUGAUAACGCGUAUGUCUUCUGUCGUACUAGCGUGACCAUUUGGUGUAGCAGGAGGAAUCUUCCCGACUUUGUGAUUUUGGGGCCAUCUCCAACGAUGUCGCCGCAGCCAAAGGAUCGUCCCUACGCCUCUGUUCCAGACACCGUGGCCUAUUCGUGGGUUCGAAUGGGUAACGAAGCGCGUGAUAUUGGAACCAACCAACUCCUUGAGGAGACCUUCAUCCGAGAUUUCGACUCUUCUUCACUGGAGGCCAAUCUCAAGGCUAUUCGGAGUAUUCGCAAUUUCAUCACCGCGAAUCCAAUCAACAAGCGAAUCGUCGUAGAAAAUGAUCUUAUUCGAGGAAGAAUUAUGUCUCUCACUGCGGCUUUUUCGGCAACCACUGAAUAUUCGACCAUCUUCAAACGAGACUUCCUCUGUAUGUACGCCAGUUUCUUGCGUGAAAGUCCUGCCUUUGCCGAGGAAUUGUGCAAGCGGAGGGACUUUCUGAACGACCUCCUUGAUGCAGCAAAUUUAAGCUGUGAAAGCUCCGAUCCCCCUUUGCGUGAGGCAAUCAUGCUCUUACUCAAAACCCUUUUCGAAGCUGACAACCUGGACCAGGACUUUGAGUCGUUGCCCGCGUUUAAGAAAACCACCGCUCUGGAUGUCUUCACAAUCGAUCGGUUAGCUGAUCUUAUUCACCUCAAUGAGGCGCUAUUUGAGGCGUUGCGAAGGGGUGUCGAAAGGUUCCAAGGCGGUGCGGGUGCGAACACUCUCGUCUGCCUCACCAAACUUCUCGCCCUCCUCGCCUCGUGCGCUACGUUGGCGGGACGAGGGGGCGCGGUGCUGCUGCGCAUGGCUCAUCGUGGCGUUAUGGCCACCGCCUGUCCACGCCACGCACCUCUCCUUAACCAGGAUCGCGGCCUUAUCCUUCCUUUUGAUAUGGCCAAUUCGGCGCCCUGUCCCGAUGCCGCCGCGCAUGCGGUUGCCAGGUUUUCGCUCAAAAUAUUAUUCUUCGCUAUCUACCAUGUCCCCUUGGCAUUUGAGACGUUUAAAAGGGUGUUGUGCGAGACAGACCCUUCAGCUUUAAUCUCUAUUUACUCGCAUCUAUCGCAACCCUACUCCCGUUGCUACUUGGGCUUCCGAGGCGGGCCCAAAGUGAGCUCUCUUUGUUGCCACCGCGAGACGCACAGUGACCACCUCAUCUACCGUCUCAGUGGCCGAUCUCUCGAUGAGAAUAGCAACAUUGACGAAAACGGCGACUAUGACAACGAGGAAGAGACAGAAACCGAAGCGGAGAUGAUGGACUCCCUGGGUCUCUGUUCGCCCGAUGGGGCGUUCGGUCUCUCGGGCACCGCAGAUCGCACCAUGUGUCUCCUUGUGGGUCUACUAAGGGGUGUCCUGUUCUGGCGCUGUUGCUGCUCCUCCGCUGCUACCGAUGACUCCUUCUCGAAGACAAAUACUGUCAUCGUUGCCUGUGACCGCUUUGGUCGUGAGACCCUGCGUGCUGACGGGCUGGGUCUCUCUGACGAUCAGAUCUCCUUAAAGAUCCUGCAGCCGCUGACGCAGAAUAGCCUCCCACUGAGUGGCACGGGUGUGAAUACAUGGGCCUGCCACGUGGUGGUGUUGGUGCUUAAGCAGCGUCGUAGCCUCCAUCGCCGCCUGCUCUACAGCCAACUCCUUACUCCCGAGUUCGAUGACACUGUCUCCUGUCUGCUCAAGGCCCUCCAACCCACCUGCGACUACGAUGACUACGCCGACUUUCUGGAACAACUCAUCCCCUUCUCUCGCCUUUUUGCCUGUCUUGUCUCUACUUGUGAAGGUGUUCGUGUCCGAAUCGGUGAUUUGUCAAUGACUAGAGCUCUCAUCCAGAUGUUCAUCACGCAUCCCUCCUUGACCACAAGCACCUCCACCGCAAGUCUCAAUCUCACGCUUGCUGUGUGUCAACUGCUUCACGGGUUAUCACGAUCAGCCGCUCUACUGCACACCCUCUUCAGCGAUGUUUCAAUUAUAGACUGCUUAAUCGAGUUGUGCACUCGUCUUCUGCCGACGGUCUCGUCCGAUCCAAAUCAUGCGGAAAUCGUGCUCGCUGCCUCCUCAACGCUGGUCAAUCUCCAACUCUGUCAACUUCCCAAUCUUGAUUUCCAGAUGUCCCGGGUCAAAUGCAUUGACGUCUUUCACUCCCUCCUACGUGUCGAUGGUGAGGAAGUGGAAAUCGCACUCUCCCUCCGUUUGAACGGUGUCUGGGGUCUGGCCAGUGCGGCUGCCACUGCUGCCUCUAAUCGACUGGCCAACCGGCUGGAGGCGAUUGAGCGUCUGGACACUGCUCGCACUGUUCCCGAAGUCAUCUCCCAAUGUAGUGCUCUCCUCUCUCCUUCGUCACCUGUUGGUGAUUGCGAUGCUCCUGCGGUAGGCAGACAUGAGGAGAAGACGGUGGUAUUUGAGACAAGUGGAAGUGUUCUCAACUCUAAACCCUCCCGAACUCACUUGGAAUUGUACUUUAUUCAGAAGAGCCUUCUCUUACUUCGCAACAUAUUCGCUCUGAAGGAGGUACAAGUGACGGACUACAGUGAGGGCGUUUUCUCUCUGUUGGCAAAGGUGUUGUCAUCGAAUCAAUCUACGAGUGCCAAGUAUGAGGCGAUGGUAGUUCUGGCUAAUCUUCUCACUAAUGCUGACGCUCGGAGUCAGUUUUGGUACCAAAGUGAGCUCAUCGAAUCCCUUGCGACGGCUAUCACCCCGGACGCCGAAACAGCCCUUCUUUGUGGUGUGAUACUGGUGGUCGUGAAUAUUCUGGAAGCUCCGGAACCCCUGGCAACUUCAGUGGGUGGUGAUUCACCGGGUGAACUCUUCACCCAAAUCCUCACUCUACUCCUCUUUGACGACUCUCGGGGUAACCGUAUUGGCUACAAGACACCUUCGUCUUCCUCCUGGUGUCGUCGCUCCUCAUUUCGCUCAUCACAUCGCCGCUCAGUGGCCACCACUACCACCUCCUCUAGUCCCAUUCGGCAGUCUCCUGAGAUCAUGGAAACUACUCCAGAGACUUUUGUUGAAGCCUCUGAUCCACCACCACCCCCUACAGUCGAGGCGGAACCCCAAGACAAACCCUUGCUUCGUCUGCUAGGCAGCUUUAUCGAUCUCUUCUUCGUCUACUCGGAGACGAGCACCUCCUCCACCUCUAUUACCUCCAGCAGCAGUAGCUCAAAACAAGUGUUUAGAGAAGUCUGGGAUUGGCAUUACCAGUGCGGCCGCGGUGGCGACUCCGAGGAUGAACGACCGCGAAGGCGGAGAGGCAAAAGAUUUGUCAGUGCCGCUGCCUCCACUACCACCUCUCCGCAUUAUCGAAACAGCUGUCCUCUCCUCCACCGACAGGAGGCCAAAUUUACCCUUGCCAAGGACUUCACAGAUUCCGCGGGAGCUAAGGGCGGGCUGAAGAGUCUACUAGCGAGUCUGCUGAAGGAUACUGAAGAUGAACCGGCGUCUGCAUCGCCACCAAGGAGAGUAGAAGCCUCCACGGGCAGUGCGAUUUCGGAGGAGGGCGAAUUUGAGGACAAUUGA